Molecule: messenger RNA, 1659 nt
Organism: Aspergillus pseudotamarii
Lineage: Eukaryota; Fungi; Ascomycota; Eurotiomycetes; Eurotiales; Aspergillaceae
Product: GMC family oxidoreductase
Exons: 2
Coding region: 1-1659 (552 amino acids)
Molecular function (GO): oxidoreductase activity, acting on CH-OH group of donors; flavin adenine dinucleotide binding
Source: RefSeq, a predicted model, not a curated record
AUGACGAUUGUCAAUGAAAUCUCGGCACCUGAGGCCAACAGCUACGACUAUGUCAUUGUCGGGGGUGGAACAGCUGGCUGUGUGAUCGCCUCACGGCUCGCCCAGUUUCUGCCGAAUAAACGAAUUCUCGUUAUCGAAGGCGGCCCCAGUGACUUCAUGGACGAUCGAGUCCUGAAGUUGAAAGACUGGCUCAAUUUACUGGGUGGCGAAUUUGACUACGACUACCCUAUCGUUGAGCAGCCUCAUGGUAGAUAUCACCUGGAUGCCGAAUCAUUGUAUUGUGGUAUAGGCAAUAGUCAUAUCCGUCACUCUCGGGCAAAGGUGCUAGGCGGUUGCUCUAGUCAUAACACUCUCAUCUCUUUUCGCCCUUUCGAAUUCGAUUGCCAGAGCUGGGUUUCCAAGGGCUGUACAGGCUGGGAUUUCGAAACUUUCACGCGACUGAUCGACAACCUGCGCAACAGGAUUCAGGUUGUGGACCCUCGUCAUCAGAACCAGCUUUGUAAAGACUGGAUUGAGUCUUGUUCGACCGCCAUGGAGAUUCCUAUCAUCGAGGAUUUCAACAAAGAGAUCCGGAGCAAUGGCGAUCUGACAGCGGGGGUUGGGUUUUUCAACAUCUCCUACAAUCCGAAUGACGGUCGCCGCAGUAGCGCAAGCGUUGCUUAUAUUCACCCUAUUCUGCGUGGGGAAGAAAGACGCCCUAAUUUGACAAUUCUUACCAAUGCCUGGGUGUCCAGAAUCAAUGUUGAGGGUAAUGAUUCUGUCGUCGGUGUCAAUGUAAAACUUCAUUCGGGUGUUUGUCUGGAUGUCCGCGCGAGAAAGGAGACAAUUCUAUCUGCUGGCGCGAUCGAUACUCCCCGCUUGAUGAUGCUUUCCGGUAUUGGCCCUCAUGCACAGCUAUCUGCUCUAGGUAUCCCCGUUGUUAAGGAUAUCCUUGGCGUUGGAGAAAACUUGCUUGACCAUCCAGAGAGUCUCAUUAUGUGGGAGCUCAAUAGACCUUUCCCCCGUGAUCAAACGACUAUGGACUCGGAUGCUGGAGUUUUUCUCCGCCGGGAAAAUGGCAAUGGUUCUGCUGCGGACAUAAUGAUGCAUUGCUACCAGGGAGCUUACUCUGUCAACACGAAUCGUCUAGGUUACGAGGAACCUGUGAAUGCUUUUUGCAUGAGUCCAAAUGUUCCUCGCCCUCGCUCUCGUGGUCGCAUGUAUCUAGUCUCGCCCGACCCAGACGUCAAACCGGCUCUCGACUUUCGUUAUUUUACCGAUCCGGAGGGGUAUGAUGCGGCCACUAUCGUGGCUGGCCUAAAAGCGGCCCGACAAAUUGCUCAACAGACCCCGUUCAAAAACUGGAUCCAACGGGAGGUUGCUCCAGGCCCUGAGAUACAGACAGAUGAGGAAUUGUCUGAGUAUGGCCGCCGUGUGGCGCACACUGUCUAUCACCCGGCGGGAACUACGAAGAUGGGCGACGUUGUACGCGACAAAAUGGCCGUGGUAGAUCCUGAACUCAAAGUGCGUGGCCUAAAAGGUGUACGCAUUGCCGAUGCUGGCGUUUUCCCUGAUAUGCCAAGCGUCAACCCAAUGCUCACGGUGUUAGCUAUCGGUGAGCGUGCUGCCGAAUUGAUCGCCAUGGACGCCGGCUGGAAGCCUUCAAAGUCCCAUCUGUAG